AUGCACUUGGCAAUAAUGGCCGAACUGAGCUCAAUCAUGCAUGAUGCCGAUGUCGCUUUGUUUCCAUGUCUUCAGGAAGGCGUGAGCACCGGUUUUUUGGGAGACAUCCCUACAUCCCAUGUGUUUCCCCUUAAGGAUAAUUCACCUCCUGAUAGCACCCCCCUUUCGGUUCAUAUGCAAAACUGGCAGUCAGCGGAAGCUGACCUCGACUUGACUCGCGAGUUGGUGCAAGAAGAAAUCGACAAAGGAUGGGUCUUUGAGUUCCCUGGAGACCUUUCCCAGGCGCAGGCUGCAUACCCUACUGGGGUCUCGGUCGGAAAGCUCGGUGUGGCUACCUCCGAUAUACUCGACCGCCACGCCUAG
Durusdinium trenchii is the source of this 363-nucleotide messenger RNA. Lineage: Eukaryota; Dinophyceae; Suessiales; Symbiodiniaceae. The record is from the annotation of a GenBank genome assembly.